This is a messenger RNA of Myxocyprinus asiaticus (Chinese sucker), 4084 nucleotides long. RefSeq names its product protein FAM131B-like. Lineage: Eukaryota; Metazoa; Chordata; Actinopteri; Cypriniformes; Catostomidae. Bases 1909 to 3375 code for a protein of 488 amino acids. The record is from RefSeq and is a predicted model, not a curated record. The transcript is spliced from 7 exons.
CAGAGGUGUUUGGGGCUCCCAAGAGUGACCACUAGUGUCACUACAUCGACACAACGUCGAGUGAGUGACAGAUAGGGAACGCACAGUUGUUGUAGCAGCUCUAGUGUUAAUUUAAACACCAGGAAAUUGCGGCGAAACGUAGAACGCGGCAUGUAAAACUCAGUUUUCAAAAAUGUAGUUAUAGUAAUGUUGAUUCUAUUAGACUAGGUUGUUAAUUCCGACUUAUCCCUCUUUUUCUGUAAUAAAAGCAAAAAUCUAGGCACUUAUAAUGGAAGUGAAUGGGGCAGAUCCGUAAACAUUAAAAUACUCACUGUUUCAAAAGUAUAGACACAAGACAUAAACAAUAUGUGCACUAACAUGGUUUUAUCAUGAUAAAAUCACUUACUAACCUUUUCUGUGUAAAGUUAUAGCCAAUUUUACAACUUUGUUUGUCGUAAACCCCAAAACGACUGUAAAAACUGCAAUUUAAUCAUCUUUACAGCUCAAAUAAUACACAAGUUUUAACAGAAGAAUUAAUGUAAGUGCUUUUAUAAAAUUAUAAGCUUCACAUUUCUGCCUUCAAACCCUCCAAAAAUUGGCUCCAUUCACUUCCAUUGUGCCUAAUUUUUGCUUAAGAAAAGGCAGGACGAGUCAAAAUUAAUUUUUUUGGUAAUCAAUAUUAUGCCACAAAUGCUGUUGAUUGAGCUUAACUUGUAUUGAACCCAGAAUAUUCCUUUAAACUUUGACAUGUAAUUCGCCCUGCACUGUUCUACAAAAAUGAAUGAUGCAUCAAAUCAUGUAGCUUGUUGAGGAGAGGUGUACUAUUACUUUUUUUAAGCAUUUAAACCUAUGAAUUUAACCUUGUAAAUAGCAAUCACCCAGAACUCCCUAACAACUUCAUAGCAACAUGCUAAAACCUUCAGAAAAUGUGAAAAUCAAGUUUCCCUUGCAGGGACUAAAACGGUUCAAGGAACGAAAACGAAAACCGAAAAAGAACGAAAUUUUUAGCAGAACGUAACCAAAAACCAGAACAAAGUGAUUUUCAGUUGUUCCGGAGUGAAACGUUAUUUUUAAGAGCUGGUAACCAGUUAUAACCGAUUAAUUUUGUUCAGAUAAUUUUUUCAUGAAACUAGAGGUUAAAGAAAAUGAAACAUGUGCUUUGAUCCUGAAGGAAACUGCUGCAUCACACAUUUCUUUACUUAACUGCCCGUUGUGGAUGUCGCAUUCUCUGAAUGAAGACCUUUUUAACAACUAUGUAUAAUUACUACAUAUACAUGCACGACUAAUCCAGAUACAAAACAUUAUUAGAGGUAAAAAUUACAUUUCUCAGUUGUUUCCAAGUCUUCACUGUAUUAUUGUUAGAUAUGAUGCAUUAAUACAGAUUUGAUGCUGCUGGGUUUUGUCUCAGAAUCAGAUCUUUAAUAAAAAUUUUACUUAACUGUUAAUUAACUGUAUGCAUCACAAAAAAACAAAAAAAAACAAAAAAAAAAAAAAAAGCAAGUGGCUUAUUUUAGCCUUGUUUUUCCUGACCAUGUUGCUUGUUUCUCUUGUGAGAUCUGGCAACACCUCAACUGGUAUGUCACCCACCCCUUAGUGUAGAGUACUGUCAUUUUUAAAAGAACGUUAUUAACUGUUCUUUUAUUUUGUUCUAACCAGUAAACUUUUCAAAGGAUGCUGCAGAACUUCUGAACCAGAACGAAAAAAUACAGUUUUUGCUCAGAACGAACCCAAAUGAAAAACAUUUCCUUGCCACCAUCACACUCUGUUACAGAUAGCCCUCAAGAGCCAAUUACAAGAAGAAAAAAUAUGUAAUAUAUCAACAACAAACAGAAUGAAUCACUGCUUUAUUCCACCUCUCUCUUAUUCUGGGCAAUGAAUGGGUUUCUCAGGAUUUGAUUUCCUCUCUGUUCUUUUUUAUUUCUACUUCACAUGUUUUUUAAAAUGCCUUGUUCUGUCACAAUCCCCCUCUCUCUCUCCUCCUUUCUCUGUGGCCGUCUUUCUUGCUCUUUUCUUCUCUUUCCCCAACUCUGUCUCUCCCCAUUCCUUUCUCUUCCCAUCCCUCCUUCCUCUCUCUCUCAGCAUGGCCGAACAGACUUUUCAUGGGAUGGAAUCAAUCUGUCCAUGGAGGACACAACCUCUAUCCUCCCUCGGCUGAAGAAGAGAAACUCCAACGCCUAUGGAAUCGGUGCUCUGGCUAAGUCCUCUCUGACAGGUGUGUCAGGAGUGUCUCGGUCUAUGAAGGACAAGGUGACAAAGCCGACAGCGAUGGCCCAGGGACGCGUGGCUCAUAUGAUUGAGUGGCAGAGCUGGGGCAUGCAGACGGUGGGCGUGGGGGGCAGGGUAGCAGGACGCACCUCCAGUCUGCACCUCCAACGUGAGCGCAAGCUGGAGAAUGACGCAUACAGUGAUCUAAGCGACGGAGAGAAGGAGGCUCGCUUCGCUGCAGGAGUGCUUCAGCAGUUUGCCAUCUCCGAGGCGACUUUGUUGGCCUGGACCUCUAUGGAUGGAGAGAGCACAAGCAUUGGAUCUAACCAGGGGAGCAUAGCCCACCUGAGUGAAGCCAACCAGGAGAGCAUCACCAGCCGAGACCAGAUAGUUCACCAUUCCUCUGCAGAGGUGUGGCCUCACAAUUACGUCUCCCAGGGUCUUUACUGCCUUUCUUCCUCUGAUGCUUGGGAACCGAUCAGUAAUGAGCAGUCAGGUGUGGCCUCUCCCGCUGCUGGCUCUUAUGUCAUGGCAGUGGGGACUGAGGGUGGAUAUGACCCAAAUGCAGCAGCACACUUCCUGUCCCAACAGCAGCAGCAGCAGCAGUAUCAGAGCCAGUUACAGCAGAUCCAGCACCUGCACCAGAUUCAGCAACAACAGCUCAUGCAGUAUCAACAACAACAGAUACUGGAACAAAGACUACAGAGUGCCACUCAUUCUUUACAAGCUACUCCCAACAGCACCGUCCACAGUCUGCCUUCUCGUACUCACCCGCCACUGGUGGAUCUGUGGGGGGCGGGGCAAACAGAAACCUAUCAGGCAGACAUGGUUGGCUACAUGGGCAUGCCUGUGGGUGUAGAGGGACAUCUUACAGAGGAGGUGAUGACCGACCACUCACCUUUGCUGGAAGCCCAGGAGGAGGAAGAGAUCAAUGUGAGGAGAAAAAAGUCAUGCGCAAUGGAGGAAGACGUAACGUUAUGUAUGGAACCAGAACCAGUGACAUUAAUUCCAUCCCCAGUGACACAUAGAGAGGAAGUGACCUCAACAGGAGGAAGCAGUCCAGGUCAAGCCCCUGGAGAACAAUUUACAGAGCGAAAGGCUUCUGAUGUCUCACCGUCUGUAAUUGAGGAGCUGGAAGAGAAGGAGGAGGAGGCAGAAUUCUCACAUGUAGAUGUCACAGCAGCCAACUGAGUGACAAGAGUGAGACUUGGGCUGGUUUUGACAGACAUUUCAAUCAGCAUAAUCUAACAAUAUCAACUCCUUUUUCAGGAAUCAAACACUAUUGUGAUGAAAUUCAAGUGACUUCUCAAACCCAAAAUGAAAACAGCAGAACUGAAAAUGUAUGCACUGCUUACGUACGUGAAUGCUGCUGUUUUUUUGUAAGCCUUAUAUUAUGGAUGUUUGAAAGAGGAAGGCAGAGAAUGGGAGAGAGAAAUCCAUGGCAAAGUGGGAGGAGGAAAGAAUGAAAAAAAAAGCAAACAGGAAUGGAGCGAUAGAGAUGGAGGUAUAUGGAAUUUAGGAAGAUGAAUAUGAAGAACAUUCAGAUAAUUAUGUGCAUGCUUUUACAAGGAGUGGUGACAGUCUUUUCUCAAAAUAAAGACAAUAAACCAUAAUGAUAAUAACAUGAUUAUUUUCUUAGAAACAACAAACAACUAAAUAAAUAAUUCAUCUGAUCCGAUUAUCACAAAUUCUGUGUUUGUACCUUCAGGUCCCACACAGACACUUACCAUAAGAGAUCAAUUAUGUAUGAUAAUCAGUAUUUUUGUCUUUUUUUUGUCACCCUUAAAAAAAAAAAGAUUUAAUAGAGUCACAAAUUUUGUAAGAUAAGACUUGUUUUCAAAGAAUAUAUCUGGAAGGGAUAGUUCACCCAAAAAUUUAUAUUCUCUCAUCAUUCUCUCAU